CGGGCAGCACUCGCGCGCUGGGGACUGGGGGGCUCGGGCUGGGGGCGCGGCCUGCGCCGCGCGCCCCUCCCUCCCUCCAUAAAAGCCCCAGCCCGCGGGCCCGGGGCUCUCAGCCCGUCGGUUUCCGAGCGCGUUCCUGGCCGUCUCGCGGUGGGCGUGGAGGGGAGGACAGACAGACUGACAAACAGAGACCCGAACCAGGGAGACGCGAGCGAGGCACCAUGCGCGAGAUCGUGCACAUCCAGGCGGGCCAGUGCGGCAACCAGAUCGGCGCCAAGUUUUGGGAGGUUAUCAGUGAUGAACAUGGUAUCGACCCCACUGGCAGUUACCAUGGAGACAGCGAUUUGCAGCUGGAAAGAAUCAAUGUGUACUACAACGAAGCCACUGGUAACAAGUAUGUACCUCGGGCCAUCCUGGUGGACCUGGAACCCGGCACGAUGGACUCAGUCAGGUCUGGACCCUUCGGCCAGAUUUUCAGGCCAGACAACUUUGUGUUCGGCCAGAGUGGUGCCGGGAACAACUGGGCCAAGGGACACUACACAGAGGGCGCCGAGCUGGUGGACUCGGUCCUGGACGUGGUGCGGAAGGAGUCCGAAAGCUGUGACUGUCUCCAGGGCUUCCAGCUGACCCACUCGCUGGGGGGCGGCACCGGCUCGGGCAUGGGCACCCUGCUCAUCAGCAAGAUCCGCGAGGAGUACCCAGACCGCAUCAUGAACACCUUCAGCGUCAUGCCCUCGCCCAAGGUGUCCGACACCGUGGUGGAGCCCUACAACGCCACCCUGUCCGUGCACCAGCUGGUGGAGAACACUGACGAGACCUACUCCAUCGACAACGAGGCCCUGUACGACAUCUGCUUCCGCACCCUCAAGCUGACCACCCCCACCUACGGCGACCUCAACCACCUGGUGUCGGCCACCAUGAGCGGGGUGACCACCUGCCUGCGCUUCCCGGGCCAGCUGAACGCAGACCUGCGCAAGCUGGCCGUGAACAUGGUGCCCUUCCCGCGCCUGCACUUCUUCAUGCCGGGCUUCGCGCCCCUCACCAGCCGGGGCAGCCAGCAGUACCGCGCCCUGACGGUGCCCGAGCUCACCCAGCAGAUGUUCGACUCCAAGAACAUGAUGGCCGCCUGCGACCCGCGCCACGGCCGCUACCUCACGGUGGCCGCUAUCUUCCGCGGCCGCAUGUCCAUGAAGGAGGUGGACGAGCAGAUGCUAAACGUGCAGAACAAGAACAGCAGCUACUUCGUGGAGUGGAUCCCCAACAACGUGAAGACGGCCGUGUGCGACAUCCCGCCGCGCGGCCUCAAGAUGUCAGCCACCUUCAUCGGCAACAGCACGGCCAUCCAGGAGCUGUUCAAGCGCAUCUCGGAGCAGUUCACGGCCAUGUUCCGGCGCAAGGCCUUCCUGCACUGGUACACGGGCGAGGGCAUGGACGAGAUGGAGUUCACCGAGGCCGAGAGCAACAUGAACGACCUGGUGUCCGAGUACCAGCAGUACCAGGACGCCACGGCCGACGAACAGGGGGAGUUCGAGGAGGAGGAGGGCGAGGACGAGGCUUGAGGUCGCAGCGCAGCAGCCUGGGGAGAGCUGAGCAGGAAGGCGAGGGGGAGGGGGGCUACUGUGAAAUACCCUGGCUUCGAAGGAGCAAGCAUGGUCUGCCGUAGGUGUGCGCUGGUUCUCUGGUGCUCUUCACUGUUGCCUGUCACUUUGUUUUCUCUUUUUGUAACAUUGAUGACACCGCUGUAACACUUGAGAUACUCCUGAACUACUGUUGUAAUGGCUGAAAUCACAUAAACGUUUGUGUCUGAA
This is a messenger RNA of Chinchilla lanigera (long-tailed chinchilla), 1808 nucleotides long. Its product is annotated as tubulin beta-2A chain. The coding region runs from base 222 to 1559 and encodes 445 amino acids. Gene Ontology annotation, cellular component: microtubule; cytoplasm. The record is from RefSeq and is a predicted model, not a curated record. Gene Ontology annotation, biological process: neuron migration; microtubule cytoskeleton organization; mitotic cell cycle. Lineage: Eukaryota; Metazoa; Chordata; Mammalia; Rodentia; Chinchillidae. The transcript has 4 exons. Gene Ontology annotation, molecular function: structural constituent of cytoskeleton; GTP binding; GTPase activity.